This is a messenger RNA of Cucurbita pepo subsp. pepo (vegetable marrow), 1052 nucleotides long. RefSeq lists its product as uncharacterized. Lineage: Eukaryota; Viridiplantae; Streptophyta; Magnoliopsida; Cucurbitales; Cucurbitaceae. The record is from RefSeq and is a predicted model, not a curated record.
UCUUCAAAUUUCCCGAUUCAUUCUGUUUCCCUUUUCCUCGGUUUCUUAUCGACGCUUCUUCCUCGUUUCUUUCCUCCGCGAUUAAAUAGAUUCGUCUUCAUCUGCAAGUUGCGGAAAAUCGCAGUGAAAAUCAAAAUCGAUAUCAAUCAGAUAUGGAUUCGUAGUGUUAUCUCUGCGUCUUUGUUGGUAUGUAGUUUGUAGCAGUUUACAGGGAGAGAAACGAAGAACGAUUCCGCGUUGUUUAUCGGAUUAAUUUCAUUUCCCUCUCAAUUCUUGAGUUCUUUGUUCACUCUGUUUUUCUCGAACCUGUUACUAUAAUUUCAAUUCAUCUUCCUUUUCUUGUUCUUGUUCUUUUUUCAAUGGAAUUGGCGGAGAAUCCAAAGUCGGUGAUAACUUGUGACGAAGAGAAUGGUUCAGAAGAAGCAGUGGUUUCCGAUCAAACAAACAGAUUUCAGUACAAAACAAAACUCGAUAGCUUCAUCAUCGAUAUGGACAGUUUUUCCAACAGUAGCAGCAACGAAAUUUCUCGGAAUUUUAGAAUUAUAAGGAAUUUUAGCAGAAAAGGAAUGUUACGUGGCGGAAACAAGAUGGGCCAAGGUCAUGGUGAUGGCGAUGACACAGGAGGGGACUCCAUCUCCCCAUUAGUAAAAGCAGGGGGUGUGGUAGGAGGAGGGUCGAGCACGGUGGAAAAGCAAGCAGUGGGGAUGGGCGAAGAAGUGGGUGGUGUCGGUGGCAACGUCGGCAGUGGAAGGGCGAGCUUCAGAAGAAACAGCUUGAAGCGGUGUCCACAAUCUUGGCGCUGGUACUUGGACCCCAGGAUGGUUUUUUUGUUGUGCGCCACACUGUCGUGCGUGGGAACUGUGUUGCUGAUAUACUUGACGUUUUCACGUGGGCUGAUGAAGGAAGGAGAGAGCGAGUUGGAGUGAUGGAGGUCAACUGCUCAAACUGUUGUGUAACUUAUUUUAUCUUACUUACUUUUUUUUCGUGGUAAAUGUAUAGUAUAUAUAUAUAUAGUAUAUCACAACAUAUGAUUUGACAUUAUCAUAGUUUUG